Messenger RNA from Saitoella complicata NRRL Y-17804, 1608 nucleotides. RefSeq lists its product as uncharacterized. Gene Ontology annotation, biological process: protein K11-linked ubiquitination; positive regulation of mitotic metaphase/anaphase transition; anaphase-promoting complex-dependent catabolic process. The transcript is spliced from 11 exons. Lineage: Eukaryota; Fungi; Ascomycota; Saitoellomycetes; Saitoellales; Saitoellaceae. Gene Ontology annotation, cellular component: anaphase-promoting complex. Bases 53 to 1546 code for a protein of 497 amino acids. The record is from RefSeq and is a predicted model, not a curated record.
UGGAACAUUCGAACGGCCUUGCGCGACCAUCCAGCCUGAAGCCACGACUGACAUGAUACGGAAGAGCUUUGAUGAUCACCAUUACCCGGUCCUCACUCCCCAUGCUAUCGCAAGUGCGGCCAUCGUCGACAUAUACUGCUCCAUGCUGCUCCCUUCGUCUUGCACAAUCGGCGUGCUGGCAGUAGUCAUGGAGUCCGUGAAGCCGAAUCACCAUGAUAGCGGAGACCUUUCUGCUCUACUAUCUAGGCUUACGCGUUACCAGAGUACGCUUCCUAGUAAGAAUGUUGCUGAUCUCCUCCUUGAAAGAUUACGCGAUCUUUCUACAUUCGACUCGUUCAACGAUUAUGUUAGUAAUCUCGGUACGCUUGUGGUUCGGCGUGAGCCAGAAGCGAUUCCAGAGGCUCGAAUGCUGCGUCUGAGUAGAACCUCUGUUCUCGGUCUUUUCAUUCGACAAUGCGCUCUCGCAUACAACCGGAUGUCUUUCGCAUCGGUUACACGUCUGUGGACUUCCUUCCUGGCCUUUAGUCACAAUGCAAUGACGAGAAGUAUGAAUGCAUUUGAAGCGCCGGAUCAUCCUGCUUCGAAGCAUGAUCAGACGGAUGGUGCCAGCUCCUCCAUGGAUAUCGACAGCCUGAUACUUUUUCAGACGUCCUACAUGCAGACAUACAUCUCUGAGCUGCCCGUAUCCAUGCGUACCGCAAUCCGAAGAAUCUUCUCGGCGGACUCUGUGACGGCUCCGUCCAACGCGUACCUGAGGUUUCUGGAUGCCUGGAGGAAAGGCGAUGGCCAUGCCUCGCUGGAGAACCUGAGACGCUAUUUUGACUAUUCAAACGGAGUUCAGGACGUGAGGCUUCAUCGAUAUGCGCUACUCACCUUAGCGAUACUAUCGGCUGAGCUUCAAUGCCCGCGCGAAGCCUCAUCGGCAAUAUCAGAGGCUAUCAAUACGGCACGGGGAAGCAGAGACCAUGCAUUUCUGGCCUUUGCACUCGCUCUUCAGAACAGAUUCCGUCUGAGUUGGCCAGGUGAAGAUUCAGGAAAUAUGGCUCAGGUAUCACACCCAGCAACAGCUCUGGAAGAUUUCUACACCGCUAGUUAUGUAAAAGCACGCCCUGAGAAUUAUAAGGUGGCACUGGAGGAAGGGUCAUUGAGCGCCGAGAUCUGGAACAAUUUGGGAGAGAGUUAUCUAUCAAGACUUUAUAGGGAUGUUUCCCUCUUAGUGCCAGUUGAUGCGCCAAUACAGGAUUAUGAACCUCGCAUGUCAGUUUCAAUACCUCCACCGCCAAGCGUCUUGGUGUCGCAUCUGUCGUCUAUCUGGCAUGACAGGAAAAGGAGUUCUCCAAGUGCCAUCAAUAAGCACAGGUCUUUACUGCGUGAAGGCCGCCUGUCAAAGGCUUACGAUGUGUUAUCCCACGUUGCGAGAAUAAGCGAUUCCCAAGAUCCGGCCCUACGUCGAGAGCUGCAGAAUCCAAUAUCUCAUCUUCAAAAGAACAACGCGUCAGCCGAAGGCUUUGGAGACAUGAUGCUGCUCAACAGCAUUGAUCGUUAGGUACAGCAACACUGAGAUUCGCACGCUCAUUGAGAGGACAUCACACUUGCGGUCGAGAAAGU